Cydia amplana is the source of this 1794-nucleotide messenger RNA. RefSeq lists its product as uncharacterized. The coding region runs from base 1 to 1794 and encodes 597 amino acids. Lineage: Eukaryota; Metazoa; Arthropoda; Insecta; Lepidoptera; Tortricidae. The record is from RefSeq and is a predicted model, not a curated record. The transcript has a single exon.
AUGGAAAAGAUUCAUCUGCAUUAUGUAUUCCUUGUCCUGGUGAAAUGUUGCUAUGGUUCUGGGCACAUUUAUGUAGAAAAUGAUGUGAUAGAGCUGCACAAAUGCGUUACCACGUUGAUACGGCGAAUUGAACUCGGGAAUGUAACCGAUGUUACUUUGAUCAACGUGGAUGCACAGCUCGCCGAGGCGCUGCACGCCGUGCCGCGGCCAGCGAGGUUCGUCUCCAGAACUUUCUACUGGCCAAACAAUACGGUGGUCAACGACGUCUACGUCAUUCGCUGCAAGGAUUACUUCGCCUUUGCUCAAGGAAUGGACUUGGUCAGGCGAGACACUUUUUGGAAUCCGCGAGCGAAGUUUAUAAUAACCGUCGACUACAUUAAAGACUAUCUUCAAAAUAUAUCAGAUUUUCUCCUACAUAAUUAUAUUUACAACGUCGCUCUUAUUGCUCACUCCGAGGGUCGUAAUAUAUUGGUUUAUUCAUUUGGGAAACAAUACGACGAAUGUGACCGACCCGUAAUAAAGUUGUUAAAACCAUGGUCCUGUUGUUCCGGCGAAAUAUUUACACAUGAGAAGAAAACUACUAUCCGAGGCUGCCGUGUUCAAUUUGUGUCGCACGACUUUUGGCCUUUCGUGUCUCUUUUCGAAAAGGACGCUAUUGAGAAUUAUUUGUUAAGAUUGAUUCGUAACUAUGGAGGUAUCACAGUCGAACUAGUAGAUUUUGGAAAGGAUGAAAAUUUUGGAGGACGUUUGGACAACUUUACGUACACGGGCAUGUUACACGAGAUAGAAGCAUACCACGUGGAAGGAGCUGUAGGUGGUUACGCACUAACACAUAAUCAAAAGUCAAACUUGGAUUUCAUAGAACCUUACAUGGUUAAUCACUACGAAAUAGUAAUUGCUCGAGCAGAACUGCUUCACAAGUGGCAUGGAAUCCUCAAACAGUUCGGAAUAGGAGCUUUAUGGGCUAAUUUUUUCAUUUUCUGCAUUAUUUGUGUCACAGUUAUGCUCAUGGGAAUAUUUAAAAGACAGGUGAGAGAUACGAGUCGGGAUAUCCUCAUCGUUUGGGGUUAUUUUUUGGGUAACAUUAGUCAAAAGCAGAAAGCUAAAUCAGGACUACCCUAUAGAAUGGUGCUGCUUAAUAUACUUAUGUACGUGUUUAUGAUAUCAUACGUUAUUCAGGCGUCCUUGCUGAGUGCUACGACGCAUCCCAUCCGAGGAGAUCAACCGAACGAUGCCGAGGAAGUCGUCUCAAACUACCAAGCGGUCGUCAGCCCCGCCUUGCAUGAUCACUUGCUAAGAAAUCCAGUUAUUAAUAUACAGAAUCUAAACACAGCCUGCAAUCGUACUGUAGACUGCAUGAUGCAGGUUAUGGUGAAUUCUCAUCAGCGCUUUUACACUUUAGCAUCCGAUAUUUACCACAAGAGUUACGUUUGGAAGUUUGCCGAUAAGAACGGCGAGUCAAAGAUCCACACUUUAAGAGAGCCAAUCGGAACGCUUCUGCAGACCAUGUACCUUCGGCGAGGGUCGUCCCUAGCGGCACCCUUCAACAAACUGCUCGGAAGAGUCCGGUCUGCAGGUUUGAUCGAAUGGUUCACCAGCAGACUCCAUUUUUCCGAAGGACUUAAAUACAAAUUCCACGCGCGUGACAUACGAAAGCCUCAAUCUAUGAAAGGGUUGAACGGUGUGUUCAUGAUUUUGAUUUAUGGAUACUGUAUAUCAGGAAUAUCGUUCAUGCUUGAAUAUUUACGUUAUAUUUUCAUUGUUCAUCAGACAGCCUUCGGCCAAAGCAGAUAA